AUGCUAGCACCUGCGCCAGGUGAUGUGAGCUCUGCGGGGCGGUGGGGGCUGUGGGGCCGCCGGGGCUGGGCCCCCGACAGGAGGCCGCCGGUGAGCGCCCACACCGGCCCCUCCCGGCAGGGGGGUCCGGUCCCGGCAGGGGGGUCCGGUGAGGUGGUGUUCAGCAGCCCGGUGCCGGUCUGCUCUGAGAACCGGCUGCGCUGGGACCUGAGCCCGGAGCAGAUCCAGCAGCUCUCAGAGGAGCUCAUCUCCAACACCAAGAAGGUGUACGACUGCGUGGGCAGCCUGGAGCUGGACAGCGUGAGCCUGGACAACACCCUGAAGGCGCUGGCUGAUGUGGAGGUGGAGUACACAGUCCAGAGGAACAUGCUGGACUUCCCGCAGCACGUCUCUCCCUGUAAGGAGGUGCGGGCGGCCAGCACCGAGGCCGACAAGCGUCUGUCCGAGUUCGACGUGGAGAUGAGCAUGAGGGAGGACGUCUACCAGCGCAUCGUCGCUCUGGAGAAGAAGAUGGACUCUGAGCAGCUCUCUCCGGAGGCGAAGCGCUACAUGGAGCGGCUCAUCAAACUGGGGAGGAGGAACGGCCUCCACCUGCCCAAAGAGAACCAGGAGGAAAUCAAGAACAUCAAGAAGAAACUCAGCAACCUGAGCAUCGACUUCAGCAAGAACCUGAAUGAGGACACCACCAGCCUGUCCUUCUCCCGGGAGGAGCUGGGUGAGCCAGCGCUGAGCUCCAGCUGA
Menidia menidia (Atlantic silverside) is the source of this 741-nucleotide messenger RNA. The record is from the annotation of a GenBank genome assembly. Lineage: Eukaryota; Metazoa; Chordata; Actinopteri; Atheriniformes; Atherinopsidae.